AUGGAAACGCACCAACCAUUGCUGCGAGGAGGCUGCUCCUGCGGCCGGAAUAGCUACGCCAUAUCCAUCCCCAACGACGCUACCAAUGAAGCCGAGGUAAUCUUUUCGGGUCAUCAAGAUCACCGACAUGCUCAAGGAGUUCCCCUGACAGCAUGGCUACGAGUUCCGCUCACAUGGUUUCGGUCUCAAACACAUUCUUUCUUUCCAGAUGAGACACAUGCUACGAUUCGGCGUACAUUCACACCCCAUUAUGCACCGCAUACGAAGCGCUAUUUCUGCGGCUAUUGCGGGUCUCCCUUGACCUUUUGGACUGAUGAACCCGAGAGUGAAGCUGAUUUCAUGUCUGUGGCUUUGGGCAGUCUUUUUGGUGAUGAUUUGAGAUUGUUGGAGGAUCUGGAUAUACUACCUCCCGAUGAUGAGGAUCUUGAACAGCAUGUAAUUACUGAAACAGUUCCUACGACUCUUGUGACGCGAACGUCAUCAGAAGUGGCGCCCACAGCACCCUCAUCGUCGUCUACUUCUCGCAUCUCAUAUCAUUCAGGAACUCUUGCUGGUGUUCCUUGGUUCGAAGAAAUGAUCGAAGGUAGUAGACUCGGGCGUAUCAUGAAGAGCCGACGGGGAAUUGGUGCCAGCGAGCAUGCCUCCACGACUUUCGAAUGGGAAAUUAGUGAAUGGCAAGGCACCGACACGGGCAGACAGCCGACGAGGGUCUUUACUUCGAUAACUAGUGAACGUGGAAAAAGGAAGGCCGAUGAUAUGACUACUAUCUAG
Talaromyces stipitatus ATCC 10500 is the source of this 771-nucleotide messenger RNA. RefSeq lists its product as uncharacterized. Lineage: Eukaryota; Fungi; Ascomycota; Eurotiomycetes; Eurotiales; Trichocomaceae. The coding region runs from base 1 to 771 and encodes 256 amino acids. The transcript is spliced from 2 exons. The record is from RefSeq and is a predicted model, not a curated record.